Molecule: messenger RNA, 537 nt
Organism: Colletotrichum abscissum
Lineage: Eukaryota; Fungi; Ascomycota; Sordariomycetes; Glomerellales; Glomerellaceae
Exons: 2
Coding region: 1-537 (178 amino acids)
Source: RefSeq, a predicted model, not a curated record
AUGCUCCGGAAGCCGAACAUGGCACCUCAGAGUCAGCGUCUCGCCAAGAAGCGAGACAGGUCUGGUGAGAACUUUACCAAGGCAACGAAGAGUCUAUUAGCACGAUGCGACCGCCUAAGAGAGCGAUAUAAAGCCGACAUUUACAUUCAAGUGCGUAGGAUGCACAGACACUACACGUAUACUUCAUCUAAUGAGCCGUCCUGGCCUAAGACGAAGGCGGAGAUGGAAAGGAUGUACCCCGUCCCCGUGACAAGAACACCCCAAGAUUUUGAUAGUAAGCGAAAUCGCGUAUCGAGCAUCCAUACACUACAGGAAAGCGCAGCAGAAGAAAAGACGCCUCAUGUUGCAGUGAGGGAAUCGUCACACGUAGAUUGUCGUAAUGUUCUGGCUCUGAAUCAUGAAGAAGAUGCAUAUCCGUGUGACAAGCCAGUAGGGCAGGAGACGAUGUCUCCAGGAGAGCACAGCACGCGCUGCAUGGAAAACCAUUCAGAAGAAGUGAUAGCUCAAAAGAUGGAUGUGGCAAAACUAGCUAGCUAA